Molecule: messenger RNA, 902 nt
Organism: Epinephelus lanceolatus (giant grouper)
Lineage: Eukaryota; Metazoa; Chordata; Actinopteri; Perciformes; Serranidae
Source: RefSeq, a predicted model, not a curated record
ACCAUGGGGAGCGUUGCUAUGUGACGCUUGUUGAUAACCAGGAAGACGCUGCUGCCACAGUGCUAGCAAGGAGGAGAGAAAUGGAGGAUAACUUCCAGCUCGGAGAGGCUGGAGCGGUAAAAAAUGUUGCAAAGUCUGGACGGAGAGCUCGCCUUGCAGCAGACCAAUCAUCAUUUGAGGAUUCUCGUUAUGUGAGGAAGUCUUCCACAUCUGCUUCAAUGGCCGAAGAGGACGACGAGGGCCCUCCUCCUAAACCGGCCCGGCGGCAGGGUGGCUGGGCAGAAGAAAGCUCUGGCUCUGGUUCUGCCAAAUCAUCAAGAAGACCUGCAGCUGAAGACCUGGAAGACCGCCGCCUGCGACCACAAACUCCCCAGGGAUCAGAUGAUGAAGGAGAUAUUCCAGUGAUUCCAGACCUCGAAGAAGUACAGGAAGAAGAUCUCACCAUGCAAAUUGCAGCUCCACCAAGCAUCCAGGUGAACCGGGUAAUGACCUACAGAGAUCUGGACAAUGAUCUGAAGUAUUAUUCUGCGUUCCAGACCUUAGAUGGAGAGAUUGACUUGAAGCUCCUCACCAAGGUUUUAGCGCCAGAGCAGGAGGUGAAAGAGGAUGAUGUGAGCUGGGACUGGGAUCAUCUGUUUACAGAGGUGUCCUCAGAGCUGCUGAUGGAAUGGGAUCAAGGAGAGAGUGAGGAGCAGGCCGCGCUGCCUGUAACAUGAGGAGGAGGUUUGGACUGGGACUUUAAAUGGCUCCAGUGGGAGCCGGGUGAAUGUCCAUUACACAGAAGGGCCAGUGACUUUGGUUAUCAUAACUUUAAUUACUGUUUGUUAUCCAGAAGUUAUAUUUUGUAAAGUGUAUAUAAAGUGUAUUUUAUAAAUAAAGUUCACCGUGCAGCAAACAGCGCA